AUGGAACCACUGAGAGCAAAUGGUGUCCAGGAUAUUCUAUCUAACUAUACGAAGUGGUUGAACGAGCAGCACUCGCAAGAACAUCGUUCCUUUUUUGAGGCUGAAGAUCGACCUUCAUCAGAUCCAGAACCUUCUGUCGAGCGAGACCAUCGACGAGUCGAGUCCGAAAUCUACGCUCUUGAAAAGCAGCGUACUUCGAAAUCACUCUUCAACAUUGGAGGCGCAGGCGCGGAAGCCACUUCACACGAAUCGGAGACGUCUGCCCCAGAAAGCGAGGCAUCAUACGAGCAGAAUCCGUAUUUCCCUAACAAAGAGGAUUCGAAGUCGGGAAAUUCGGAGGGCGAAUUCGAAGAAGACCGCGAAGACGAGGAAUACGGUGGGGACGACGACGAAGACGAGGAAUACAGCGGCGACGACGACGACGACGACCACGAGGAAUACAGCGUCGACGACGAAGACGAGGGAUACAACGACGACAACGAAGAAUCAGAAAACGACGAAGAAUCAGAAGUCGACGAAGACCUUGAGCACCUAAGUACAAACAUCAAACCUCAACCUGCUGACAGGCUCUCAGUUUUCAAAAAGCCGAUCGAAACUCCUUUGUUCAAUGCCAUCACCAUUUCUGAUGAUCAAAGUGCAGGCAGCAAAAUAGCAGAACGCAACCUUCUCGCACUUAGAGGCAGCAAGGGUAGUCCUGAACUACCAGAAUUCCACUACAUUCCUGAACCUUAUUUCGCAGACCCCAAUAACAGGCUGAGGGACUACCAGACACAAUUGACGUUACUCGAGCAACAAAAUAAGAAAAGAUUAUUAAUGCCGCCAUUGGAUAAAGAUACACAUACCUCUAUGGAUGCUGGGAUAGGGCUCUCGUCGUCAGUACAUCCACUCGCCUCGGCCACGGCCUUCCAAAAUGGCAAAACGCUGCAAAGUGGAGUGGAUAUAAGACAUCUUCUCCAGGCAGACGGUUCUUCCCAUCUAGAUCUUGAGAAGCUGCAAGAAUACAUCGAAAUAUUGCAAGUUGAGGUAGCACAGCUAAAAUCAGGUCAGCAAGACACUUCACCGUCCAGGUUCCAGAUCUUAAACCGCAUAACACAGAAACAGGUUUCUGACCGUAAAGGUGGAGCUCAGUUCGAGUGGCAUCUUUCUUCGCCAUACUUCGAUGUCCCAGAAUGGAUCGAAGGGCAAGGUAGCCAACGACACCUUCGAUGCAGCUUACCUCUUGCCAACUUCGAAUUAUACCUGGAGAAAAACAAGGAUAUUGCAUUCGUUGUGUACCGGGAUUUCCACCCAGAACGAGAUAUAGCACCCUCGAACGCUACCCAUCGUCCUGCCAAAGGCACGAGCGGAGGGGCGCCGCAGCCCACUAGCGAGAGCAUCAGACCCAUAGGUCGGGUACUGACUGAAGCAAUCGAAACCUUGUUGAGCUCGCGAAACGACUAUUCUAGCUUAUUGUCAGAGUACAAAUCCUCAAAGGAGUUGCAUGCCCCUUAUCUUCCUGUAUACAACAGCCGCAAGGAUCUGCACGCGAUUCAGGAAGGAUUGUCCGCGGAGGCUCAGAAACAGUUUUCUCUUCUUCUUCAAUACAUCACAGACCGAUAUGGGGACAAAUACGCAGCUGCAGACUCACUUUUCUUGGAGCACAAGGUAUCAUCAGAGAAUGUACCGUAUCUCUUCAAGCCAGGUGAUAUCCUGGUGGAGCGCAGACAGAACCGGUAUGCUGCGUUUGUUGCUAGCAGUUGGCCAUCAAAAGGCCGAGUCAGAUAUGUAUCCCGGCUGAAGGGUGACAUCAGAAGUGGUGAAAAUCUUCCGCUCUAUGGCUCAGAAGAGUCUUCUAAGAGAGUGUCGAAUGAGAAGAUGAGGGUCCAAUGCUGGGCUGUCACCGGCUGGUAUUGGGCAUUCGAUGGACAUUUCCAACGCCAAAAUUGCAGACACGAAUUCGACAUUGAGGUGGGCGAAGAAAUCAAUUAUGACACAACCAUACGCGAUAGUAUUGAUGGUGGACAUGAUACAUCGAUAGGCGCUCGUCAAGCCAAGGAACAAGCCAUCAAGGACCUGAGCAUCUUUCCUCUGGAAUACGCCGAGCCAGAUCUGGUUGACAGACUUCAAAGGAGAGGUAGCACAUUCUGGAAAUGCCGCAAUCGACUCCUAGUCUCAUAUAUGGAGAAUGGGAUGGCUGACAGCCAAAAUAUGGAAAGUUUUCUUCUCCCCGUUCCCGUCCUUAUCUAA
This is a messenger RNA of Exophiala bonariae, 2226 nucleotides long. RefSeq lists its product as uncharacterized. Bases 1 to 2226 code for a protein of 741 amino acids. The record is from RefSeq and is a predicted model, not a curated record. The transcript has 2 exons. NCBI's taxonomy places the organism in Eukaryota, Fungi, Ascomycota, Eurotiomycetes, Chaetothyriales, Herpotrichiellaceae.